Colletotrichum spaethianum is the source of this 771-nucleotide messenger RNA. RefSeq names its product norsolorinic acid ketoreductase nor1. The coding region runs from base 1 to 771 and encodes 256 amino acids. The record is from RefSeq and is a predicted model, not a curated record. Lineage: Eukaryota; Fungi; Ascomycota; Sordariomycetes; Glomerellales; Glomerellaceae. The transcript has a single exon.
AUGUCUCCCAGUCUUACUUACCUCAUCACCGGCGCAAACCGUGGAAUUGGCCAAGGUUUCGUGUCCCUCUUGCUCCAGCGCCCUUCCACAACCGUCAUUGCCGGUGUCCGCGACCCGUCGAACUCCUCUUCCAAGGCCCUUGCCGAUCUCCCUAAGGGUGAGGGUUCCAAGCUCAUCGUCGUCAAGAUCGAUUCGUCUGUCGAGUCUGAUCCAGCCUCCGCCAUUGCAACUCUCCAGAAGGAGCAUAACAUCACCUUUCUCGACGUCGUCAUCGCCAACGCCGGAAUUUCCCACUCCUCCGAAUCGGUUUCUAAUGUAGACAUCAAGUCCACUCUGGACCACUUCACCGUCAACUCAGUCGCGCCGUUGAUCCUCUUCAAUGCCGCGGCGCCGCUGCUCAAGGCCAGCGCAAGCAAGAACCCCAUCUUUGUCGCAAUCUCGUCGUUGAUGGGAAGCAAUGGCGCCGCAGAUAAGGUUGCCCAGAUUCCGGUGCCAAUUAGCCCUUAUGGCGCCAGCAAGGCCGCGCUGAACUGGUUCGUGCGGAGGCUGCACUUUGAGGAGCCUUGGCUGACGGCUUUUGUAUUCCACCCGGGUCUGGUGGAGACGGAUAUGGCGGCGCAGUUGGCAGAGACGCGAGGAUUCGAUUUGAAACUUUUCGGCGCCAUUACUGUGAAGCAGAGUGUUGACGGAAUGGCAGCUGCUAUUGACAAGGCCAACAGGGAGAGCAGUGGAACGUUCAAGAACUACGACGGAACUGACCUACCUUGGUAA